AACUGGAGCCGCAAAGCGCCGCGUUACUUCCCUGCGUUCGGCGCCGUGCGCGGGUCCGAGCCCGCCCUGUGUGGCGGCGGCUGCCGGCCGUGUAAAGCAGCUGGAUUCACUCGUGCCGAGGCGCCCUCCUGCGACCGGGACAUGGCGGCAGAGGAGUCCCAGUACCUGUUGGCUCAGCCGACUUCGGACGCUUACCUGAGAGUGCAAAACAAGAAGCUGUACCUGGCCACGUUCGCUGCUGUCCUGGGACCGCUGAGCUUUGGCUUCGUGCUGGGCUAUAGCUCACCUGCUAUUCCAGAGCUGAGGAAAAUCAACAAUCCGGAAUUACGACUGGACGACAAUCGGGCAUCGUGGUUUGGGUCUAUAGUAACAUUGGGAGCUGCUGCUGGAGGAAUACUGGGAGGCUGCCUUGUGGAUAAGAUUGGGAGAAAGCUGAGUCUGAUGCUGUGUUCAGUACCAUAUGUCUCUGGAUACAUAGUUAUUAUUUCAGCUCAGAACAUCUGGAUGCUCUAUUUUGGACGAAUACUAACUGGCUUAGCCAGUGGAAUUACUUCACUUGUUGUUCCAGUAUAUAUAUCGGAAAUAUCUCAUACAAGUGUUCGUGGUAUGCUUGGCUCUUUUGUCCAGUUGAUGGUGGUGACUGGCAUACUUGGAGCCUACAUUGCAGGAAUGGCACUAAAAUGGCAAUGGCUGGCAGUAUUAUGUUCUUUUCCACCAUGCAUCAUGCUUUUGUUUAUGUUGUUCAUGCCUGAAACACCGAGAUUUCUGCUGGAUCAGAAUAAACGUGCAGAAGCUAUUGCUGCUUUACAGUUCCUGCGAGGACUAUAUGUGGACCAUGAAUGGGAAUGCCAGCAAAUUGAAGCUAAUGCUGAGGAGGAGGGACUAAGCCUCUUUGAACUUAAGAAUCCUUCAGUCUACAGACCACUUCUUAUUGGUGUGAUUCUGAUGUUUCUCCAGCAAGCAACAGGCAUUAAUGCAGUUAUGUUUUAUGCAGAAACAAUCUUUGAAGAUGCAAACUUCCAGGACAGCAGAAUGGCUUCUGUUGUUGUGGGUUCCAUACAAGUAUGUUUCACUGCUGUGGCUGCACUUAUCAUUGAUAAAACCGGAAGAAAAGUGCUGCUUUAUGUGUCUGGGAUAAUCAUGGCUCUCAGUACCGCAUUGUUUGGAUUUUACUUUAAAAUGGUCCUUCCAAGUGGGAACAAUUCAUCAAAUGCUGAUCUGUGGUUCACUUUAAAUUCAGUAUCUCCUGGAACAGAAACUAGACUAUCCUGGCUUGCGGUAGUAAGCCUGGGACUCUUUGUUGCUGGCUUUGCCCUUGGCUGGGGUCCAGUUCCAUGGCUGGUAAUGUCUGAAAUCUUCCCACUUAAAGCAAGGGGCAUAUCAAGUGGUGCCUGUGUGUUAACAAACUGGGUUAUGGCCUUUUUGGUGACCAAGGAAUUUCACGAUUUUGUAGGUUUCUUAACAUCCUAUGGGACAUUCUGGCUCUUCUCUGCCUUCUGCUGCCUCAGUGUGAUUUUUGCAGCCUUUUAUGUUCCUGAAACAAAAGGACAGACUCUGGAACAGAUAGAAGCCUACUUCAGAAAAUCUUAAACCUCAGGCUUUUGCUGAUACGAAACCUUUACAUCAUUAUUUGUGGUGCUAUUGCUAAAACUAACUGUAUUACGUUGUAGAAACAAUUGUUUUAAGUAAUUUUGUAAAAUCUACUUUUUCUUCAUCUCCCCAAAAUCUGUAGGUAUUUGCCUGCAUUUGAUUAUUGCUGCAUACUUGCUGUAGUAUGUUUUCCUUGUGUGGGUCUUGGACAUAGUAUUUUUUUUUUUUUUUUAAUUACUGUUGGUUGGGUUUGUUUGUUUUUCCUGGCCUGGCACAGACUGACAGCAGUGGCCAUGAAAGAAUGUUAAAUGUAUUUCUGCUGUCUUUUUUUCUCAUAGGUAAAUUAAGAUAUAAUUUUUAAAAUAAUUAAAAAAUUGUAUUUUCCCCCUUCACAGUUCCCUACAUAUGCUACAAUGAAGAAAUUAAUGCUACAGUGAGGACUGUAA
Coturnix japonica (Japanese quail) is the source of this 2036-nucleotide messenger RNA. RefSeq names its product solute carrier family 2 member 8 (gene SLC2A8). The record is from RefSeq and is a predicted model, not a curated record. Lineage: Eukaryota; Metazoa; Chordata; Aves; Galliformes; Phasianidae. Gene Ontology annotation, cellular component: membrane. Gene Ontology annotation, biological process: D-glucose transmembrane transport. Gene Ontology annotation, molecular function: D-glucose transmembrane transporter activity.